AGUGUGAGUGUCCAUGUUUGCUCGUGUUUCCUGCGAAAAUAAACAAAAUCGAUCGGGAUAUUUAUUUGAUAAACCAGUACAGGACUCAUCUUCCAGAAAAGAUACGGCAAACGAUGAUAAAUGGGCUUCUUGCCUACCAUGUCCUGACACUGGAUUUUACAACCUCGUCGAUCAUUUCUGCAUCAAUUUGAAUAUGAAUACAAUGAGUUUCUUCCAUUUAGGAUUUCUUCUACAUUAUGUUGGUUUCAUCAGAGACUGAGAUCGUUUGACGUCCAUCACAUCAGGUUUGAUGUUAAGAGCUCGAGAUAUCCUAAAAAACACUGAGGAGCCUUUCUCUUUUCAUUCCCGAGGGUCACAGCGAGAAUUUCAUUCGAGGGUUCAUUCAACGCAAUUGAAUUAAUUAAAUCAAAUGGUAACAUUAAUGUUUAGUAUUGUUAAUGGUCCGUUUGCAGAAAACUAAACAAAUGCAUUUGCGUUACCUCACAAUACUUUUGCAAACUUGGCAUCACUUUUUGACUGCACCGGUAUAGGCAGUGUAGACUGGUAUAGUUGAAAAUUCACAGAUUCACAGGUUUUUUUAAUUGUAUUUUUUAUUUUUUUUAUUUUUUUACAGUUAAAUGAAUCCCCAGAAUUAUUUAAAGGUAUGUUUCGAAAACAAAGAGUUGCUGUAAAACCAACCGGAGAUCUUUUAUGUGUGAGAUUUCCAGUUUAAAUUGUCGAUAAAGAUGUCCAAACUUGAGCGUCUGAACUUCCGAGUGGAGAAGCUGCUGUCUAAAGCUGUGCAGGAGGUUCUGAAGGUGGUAAAUGAGACUGUGUCAGAGUACCAGGAGAAAACUGCCAGAACACAGAGAGAGAACCAGAGUCUGAAGAGGAGACUGCAGGAGCUGCAGGAGAGCACACGACUGGAAAGCAAUGGGAUUGCGGCACAAACGUCCCUUGCAGCCCCGCAGUCUGAUGCUGAGAUUAAUCUCAUGGAACAGGGACAAAACGAAGAGCAGGAAGAGGUGAUUAAACUCAUCUCCUUUGACAAAGACAGUGCAGCAAUGUGUCCCUCAUAUUCAUUCAAAGACUUUGACUGUGAAGCAACCACAAAAACAUUACCCAACUCCUGUCUCUCCCCUUGUGCUAUAACCAGCUCACAUUAUAAAGGUGAUAACUUGUCUGAACCAAAAACUCUAAAAACUGAGAUCAAAGAUGGACUUUCAGCAUCAAUUUCAAACCACAUGGUCUGUACCACCGCGGUUAUAAACUCUGAAAAAGAUCAUACAAUAAAAGAAGAGGCUACAUUGGAAGAAUGCACCGUGCACAGCAAAAGUGAUUCAUAUGCUGAGGAUGCAAGAACAGCGACAUCCCUUUACGCGCUACACCUAGAACCUUCUCAAGCCAAUUCAGGACUCUCUAAUGACACAAGGCUUGUCUUUAGUCUGAACCAAAAUGGAAUAGACGAGCCACUGACUCAAGGAUACAAAGACAUGGACAGUGAAACAGCAGGAAAACAAUACACCGCCCAGAAGAACACAAAAGCUGAAGGUCCAGGCUUAAGAAUUUUCCAAAGAAAUGUGAGAAAACACUACAGCUGUGUGCUGUGUGGCCGCACCUUCAGGCAUGCUGGCGACUUUAAGAAACACAGUCGGGUGCACACUGGGGAGAAGCCGUACUGCUGUUCAGUGUGCGGGAAGAGAUUCAGUCAGUCAGGCUACCUGAAAGUUCACCUGCGCUACCACACAGGGGAGAAACCAUUCAAGUGCAGCCACUGUGGUAAAAGCUUCAGUCACUCGAGUAACAUGAAGAAACACCAGCAGACUCAUCUGUGAGCCUUCCAUGUAUACAGUUGUUGUUUUUUUAUUGAUUCAUAGACACAGCGCUGCCUGUUUUCAUGCAGAUAGAAAUAACCCAGACAGUUUCAAGUCAAAUAAGUCGUACCUUUAGCUUUUAAGUAUCAAGCACAGUCUAGUAUUUCAAACAUUCCUGCUGUACUACCAUUGUCUGAUCUUGACUUUCUUUGUGCAUACUUUUUUUGUGUCCUUUUUUUUUUUUUUUUUUUUUUUUUUUGGUUAAGGUUCCACAUUCAUUUUCAAACCAAAUGAAUCUUUUUGGUGCUUCUUUAUUGUCAAGUUUUCUUUAUCAACAAGUUUCCUUUACAAUGAUUCGACAUAAUCUAAAUCCUAAAAUCGACACCAGACGUUGCUGACUUCAUAACACUUUAGAGCGUCGAGUAAAUUGAAGAGUUCAGUAUGAUCAGUGUGUGUAAAAGUAUUGAAAUGAUUGUCUUAUUGUGAUCAGUCUAAAGGUGUGUUUUCAGUCAUAAAUAAUCAGGCAUGCCACAUGAAAGUACGUAGUAAAUCCAGCCUUUAGAGAUAUCAGCAUAAGUAGAGAAAAAAACUGUCAAUAGCUGAUCUCUGACACUUAACGAGGCUGUGAAUGUAUGUAUAAAAAUAGCUACAAAAAGUAUAGGUCCAUGGAAAAAGUGUAAGCGUUUAAAGAUGCCCAAGUUUGCCAUGAGGCCAGAUGAGUCUGUUAUGCUUGAAGCAAAUGAAUCCAGUUGCAGCGUAAGAAUGAUAGAUAUAGUUAAAGCCCUAAAAAAAACUAGUGUUAUUUUCAAAGCAGCUCCUUGUGGUCAAUAUUGACACAAAGAACUACAUUAUAAAAUGAAAGAAGCCUUAUCACACCAUUUGUGGACAGGACACAGUCAAUGGUCUAUUGUUAGAAGAGAUUUACAGAACAUGAUGUCAUCCAAUAUGUCAACAGCACAAAUUCCAGACCAAAAUUGGGAUUCAAUACUUUAUUAUAUGUAACACAUAAUGCAAUAGGAGUAUCUGUGCAUCUGUCUUAUCUGUUUUACAGUCAUAUGUACUGAACUGGAUUACUCAGCAUUAAAUGUUUUACUGUUACAUGUUU
This is a messenger RNA of Labrus bergylta (ballan wrasse), 2898 nucleotides long. RefSeq names its product zinc finger protein 287. Lineage: Eukaryota; Metazoa; Chordata; Actinopteri; Labriformes; Labridae. The record is from RefSeq and is a predicted model, not a curated record.